UGUCUGAGAACUUUAGCAAGUCCAUAGCCAUGGAGGGAACAACACAACUGAAAGUUAGAUCUAUAUAUUCCUUUGCUUUGUUACUAUUAUUGAGUUUGAAACUACUUGUUACAAAGGCACAAUCACUAAACUACGUGGGAGAUGAUUGCCACAACACCACCGAAGAAGCUCUCAGCAGUGCAUACCAAAGCAACCUUAACAACAUUCUCGUAUGGCUAUCCUCUGAUGCAGCCACAAGCAAAGGUUAUAACCACAACAGCAUAGGGAACAACACCAGUGGUGGUGAUGAUGCUGUGUAUGGCCUCUAUGAUUGCCGUGGUGAUGUGGUUGGAUACUUUUGUCAAUUCUGUGUCUCUACUGCCAGAAGAGAAGUUCUUCAGCGCUGCCCCAAUAGAGUAUCUGCUAUCAUAUGGUAUGAUUUCUGCAUUCUAAGGUAUUCUAAUGAAAACUUUUUUGGGAAUGUUACAACAUACCCAUCAUGGCAUGAAGUUGGAUCAAGAAACACUUCUAGUGCAGUAGAGAUUCAGAAAGGUGAGGAUUUUAUGAGAAGUUUGAUAAGAAAAGCUACUAAGGAGACCAACCAAUUGUUCUAUAUGGAUGGCUUCAAUUUGAGUUCCACUGAGCGAAGGUAUGGCUUGGUGCAAUGUAGUAGAGAUCUCACAAAUGAGGGGUGCAGGCAGUGUUUAGAGGCCAUGUUAGCACAAGUUCCCAAAUGUUGUGAACAAAAGGUGGGGUGGCAGGUUUUGGCUGCAAGUUGUCUCAUAAAGUAUGAUGAUUAUAUUUUUUACCUUUUUCACAAUCAAUCUUCACUUCCUGUGCCUAAUAAGCAAACAGCCAAACAAGGGCGUAUCAAUAAGUCAAGAAUCUUAAUCAUUUGCUUAAGUGUGCUGGGGUCAGUAGCUCUACUUUGUUUCAGUGUAUUCUGCUUCUGGUGCAGGAAUAGAGCUAGAAAAGAUGUGCAGAUCCCUCUUCCCAUUCCUCUGUCUUCAUAUCACAAUGUUCAAACUGAGGAAACACUGAAUCCAGAGCUGCCAACAAUCCCAUUAAUCACAAUUCUACAAAGUACUGAUAACUUUUCAGAAGCAUCAAAGUUAGGGGAAGGUGGAUUUGGCCCCGUUUACAAGGGAAUUCUACCAGAUGGAAGACAAAUUGCUGUCAAAAGGCUCUCAAAAGCUUCUGGUCAAGGCUCGGAGGAGUUCAAAAAUGAAGUAAUGUUUAUAGCUAAAUUGCAACAUCGAAACCUUGUAAGACUUUUGGCAUGCUGCUUGGAGGAAAAUGAAAAGAUUCUUGUAUAUGAGUAUAUGCCGAAUGCAAGUCUCAAUUUUCACCUGUUUGAUGAUGAAAAGAAAAAGCAACUAGAUUGGAAUCUAAGGUUAAGCAUUAUCAAUGGAAUAGCAAGAGGUAUUUUAUACCUUCAUGAGGACUCCCGACUCAAAGUUAUCCAUAGAGAUCUCAAAGCUAGCAACAUUCUACUAGAUGAUGAGAUGAAUCCGAAAAUAUCAGAUUUUGGAUUGGCAAGGGCAUUCGAAAAAGGCCAGAACCAAGCAAAUACAAAACGAAUAAUGGGCACUUAUGGGUACAUGGCUCCAGAGUAUGCUAUGGAAGGAUUAUUUUCAGUGAAAUCUGAUGUUUUCAGCUUUGGAGUUCUUGUUCUAGAAAUCAUUUGUGGUAAAAAGAAUAGUGGAUUUUAUCUGUCAGAAUGCGGUCAAAGUCUUCUUUUAUAUGCUUGGAGAACAUGGUGUGAAGGAAAUUGUUUGGAAUUGUUGGAUCCAGUUCUGAAAAACUCUGGCAUAGACAGUGAAGUUGUGAAGUGCAUACACAUUGGUCUGUUGUGUGUUCAAGAAGAUGCAGCAGAUAGACCAACCAUGUCCACUGUUAUUGUAAUGCUUGCAAGUGAGACAAUGUCCCUUCCAAAACCCAACCGGCCAGCAUUUUCUGUUGGAAGAAUGACCUUCGAGGAAGCAUCUACUUCAAAAAGUUCCAAGAAUCUUUCCAUUAAUGAUGUAACAGUCUCUAACAUUUUACCAAGGUAGUGGAAACUUGGACACAAACCACAGUAUUUUGGCAAAAUUAGUGUUUUCU
Molecule: messenger RNA, 2082 nt
Organism: Abrus precatorius (Indian licorice)
Lineage: Eukaryota; Viridiplantae; Streptophyta; Magnoliopsida; Fabales; Fabaceae
Product: cysteine-rich receptor-like protein kinase 10
Exons: 7
Coding region: 30-2033 (667 amino acids)
Biological process (GO): protein phosphorylation
Molecular function (GO): ATP binding; protein serine/threonine kinase activity
Source: RefSeq, a predicted model, not a curated record